Messenger RNA from Oreochromis aureus, 4383 nucleotides. Its product is annotated as zinc finger protein 2 homolog. Lineage: Eukaryota; Metazoa; Chordata; Actinopteri; Cichliformes; Cichlidae. The coding region runs from base 1647 to 2729 and encodes 360 amino acids. Gene Ontology annotation, cellular component: nucleus. The transcript is spliced from 2 exons. The record is from RefSeq and is a predicted model, not a curated record.
UACAACAAGGUUUCAAUCAACAGGAGAAACUAGCUGAUGUUCAACAUUCAGUCUGAGAAUUGUUCUCUUCACAGCAGCACUUAUUAUUGACACAAUGGUUGAACACAGUGCAGAAGGAGAGCACCGCCUACUGGAUGAUGUCGCCCUCUGUCUCCUCUUUGAGCUGAAUGUUCACUUCUCUCACUUCCUCUUCCUCCUGGUUCACAGACUGUUAGCAGCAUUUGAGUCACUGUGAGGAGGGAGGAUGGAGCACUUUUCACUGUGUGCAAACACAACGAGCCAAAUGUUCUCCAUCACUGAGGUCAUUAAUGCUUCUCGUGCUUAAAGUGAGACUCAGGGUCAGAUAUUUCUGCAGAUUAUUUGAGGUUUAAGCGUGACAUCCUCAGAAGGCUCCAGAACAUCUGACUUGUCAUGUUUUACAGUUGUUUUUGUCAAAGCAAAGAAAAUGUAUUUAAGUGAGUUUUGCAUGUUUUACAGCACGAAUUCAAAGCAACACUAACAUUGAGAAAUAUCAUUUUUAAGAUGAGGAGCACCAAAAACAUCACACAACAGAUUCAAAGUCGUUGAUCUUUCUAAUUCUGUCUUCAGCAUGUGAGCUCAAACUUAAAGAGUAUUUUUAGGUUGAACAUGAAUUUAUGAUGGUCAAGUUAGUGUUUGAUGUGUAGAAUAAAUAUUCCUUCCUACUGGAAAUUGUUUUGUAAUACCUGGAGACAUUUAAAAGAUGUGGAAGCAAACGUCACUGUUUUAAAGUACAGAAAUGCCUCCACAGAUCAGAGGAGAGCAGGAAGUCUCCAGGGUCAUGGACACUUUAAACCACUCUGGGAAAAGAGGAUGGAUAUAAAGCUUUGUAUGGACUGUGACUCAGACGGUGUCAGAGCAGGUUAAACAUCAGUGAACAGCAGCUUUACCAGGAAUACGUCCUGAUGCCACAGUGUUGGAAAAGAAGGACAGCUUUUGGCACACAGUACAUAAAGGCAUGCAGAUCAGUCAAAGUGGGGUUGUGUUCAUUGUUCCUGAGGUUCAUAUUAACAUACAGGGAAGGAUCAAGGAUGGAUGAUCAUUAAACACCAGAGAAACUCAUAAGACUGUUACCUGUUCAAUAUACUGAAGAUACAAGUCAGCAGACGUCCUGACAGAGAGCCAACAAACACAACAGAAUCAUUCUGUAAAUAAGGAAUGAAGCAGUAGAUCAGCCUGCAAAGCAAGCUCCACAAAGCUGACCCUCUUACCAGCUUCAGACACAGAAAUACAAAGCAUGAUGAAGCAGACACGAUGCAAAAGCAGUGGGUGGAGGAAAAGGAAGGAUGACGGUGUUACAGGACAGAGGAAAGCAGGAGAGAGGAGUCAUCGGCACUUUGGACGCUGCGGUUUAAACAGCACAUUGUUCAUAACAGGAAACAGGGAAAUGUGACAGCUGUGAAGAAACAUCUUCUUUUUCUCAGUGACGCUGGUCCACACUCCACGCCAGCAGAUGGCGCUAAUGCACCAUUUCCAUGUUUUCCAGCCACCGGGACAGCUUCCCUGUGACACGAAGCGGAAGUGAAGAGGAAACGCUGCCAGUAUUGUUCGCUUUCCUCCGGGAGCUUCAGCAGGAAGACGGAGCUGUGGUCAUCUCUCCGCCGGAUCUGUGAGCUGUCGGAGCCGCGAUGUCGUCAGUUCGCUACCUGAGAGAGUUUAUCAACGAGCGACUAACUGCUGCUGCCGAGGAAAUCUUCCUGCAGUUUGAAAAAACGAUCGUGCAGUACGAGGAAGUGAUCGACCGUCAGCAGAGGCUGCUGAGCAUCACCUGGAAGCCCGAAACACAGCUUCACAAGACAGUCCCUCCAGACGUCCCACAGCAGCAUGUCUGUAAGGAGGAGGAGGAGGUUCUCCCCGAGCAGCAGGAGAGGAGCUCCAGUCUGGACCAGGACGAACCAGAACCUCCGCAGAUUAAAGAGGAACCCGAGGAACUGUGCAGCAGUCAGGAGGGAGAGCAGCUGGUGCUGAAGGAGGAGAUCGAUACUUUUAUGGUGACUGAAACUUAUGAGGAAAGCGAGCACAGCGAAUCAGAGCCGGACAGCGAUCAGCUCCUCUCUCACAGCUCUGCCAAGAGAACCGAGAUCCGAGACCAGGAAGGAGUCAGGAGCGCAGAUCCAGGAGCGUCUAGAAGUCACAGCAGCAACGCAGAAGACUCUCCUGUGUCAGAGAGUCAGUGUCACGCCACCACAGGGGAAAAGUCUUUAACGUGUGGCUUUUGUGGGAAAGCCUUUAAGAACAAGUACAAGAUGAUUGAUCACCACAGAGUCCACACGGGUGAGAAGCCGUAUUCUUGUGAAACGUGUGGGAGGAGUUUCACUCAGAGGGGAACGCUGACUGUCCACAUGAGGACUCACACAGGCGAGAAGCCGUAUUCCUGCAAAAUAUGUGGGAAAGGUUGCACAGUGAGGAGUAAUCUGAUGGUGCACAUGAGAACGCACACAGGUGAGAUGCCUUACCUGUGUAAUACCUGCGGGGACAGAUUUUCAGACUUGUCGACAUACAAAAGACACACGACCGUCCACACGGGAGAGACGCCGUAUUCCUGCGAAACGUGUGGAAAGGCUUUUAACCGAGGCAGUAAUCUGCUGCGCCACAUGAGAACUCACACAGACGAGAGGCCUUAUUCCUGUCAAACGUGCGGGAAAAUGUUCACACGCAGUAAUCAUUUGUUGCGCCACAUGAAAAUUCACACGGGGGAGGAGUCCCAGUAGUGUUACUCUUAGUGGUGCUGGUCACGGGUCCAGUACUUUAAAGCUGUCCUUAUACACAAAAAAGAGAGAAAACUGUAAUCCUGUCAUACCAGGAUGCUCGAAGUAUUAUUCUUACAGUGUGUAAGAAUGAAAACUUCCAGUUCGAACAGAUAUUCAGGAGUGACUGCAGCCUCCGAGUGACAGGUGGGAACCUGAAAGUGGGAAUUUGGGAUGCACAAACCCAACUAGUUAAUUUGGAUCACUGUGAGUGCUGCAGGCUGCUCACAUAUCUUACCCGGCGCACUGACAGAUGAACUGAAGUGUGACCACACCUGCGUGUUUAUUCUCUAUGACAUCCUCACAAAGACCAAAGUCUGUGUUUGUAUGUGUGAAACAGGAAUAACACUUCCCACGUCUGCGAGUGUGUCAGGGUCCGCUCGAGUCCCAGUGACUUAACCAAUCACAGCAGAUGGCCCCGCCCCUCCCUGAGCCUGGUUCUGCUGGAGGUUUCUUCCUGUUAAAAAGGAGUUUUUCCUUCCCACUGUCGCCAAAGUGCUUGCUCAUAGGGGGUCAUAUGAUUGUUGGGUUUUCUAUGUAUGUAUGUAGGCUCUACCUUACAGUAUAAAGCGCUCUGAGGUGACUGUUGUUGUGAUUUGGUGCUGUAUAAAUAAAACUGAAUGAAAUCAUCGGGCACUUUUCAUCCACGUCCCUGCUGGGUUGUUGAGAUUACCCCAGGCAGUUUCCAUCCCAGAGAAAGCUCUCUCCAGGAUGGGAACAGCAAAAACGCAUCAUUAAUGUCUCAAUAAGUAACAAAGUCGGUCAGAUUAAAUAUAAAAGAUAACAUUUAUGUACCCAGAGCAAACCUUUGUUCUAAACCACAGAGCUCAGCGUCACACCGCAGCAUGUUUCCCACAGUGAGAGGUCACAGUGAUGUUCAGGCAUCAAAGCCUUCAGUGACGGUUUGGUGUGAUUUUAAGUGUAAAUGAAUUAUAACCUGAUUUUCCUCAGUACCGCUGAAUAUCUGGAGACUGUUGAUGCUUUAAAACAAACUGUAGGAGCUUUUUGUUUUUUAAUAGAAAAAGUUUUAAAAAUAUAUAUAUGUUUGUUUAGGCUGUUUGAUUUUUAGAGGGACGGAUAUUUAAUCUUUUUAAGCUCAUUUUUGUUUGUUUACACGAGUUUAUUGUUAGAUUUGUUUUUGGGUUUUGUCAGAAUCCACCGAAGGAGCAACAACAGAAGAAGCAGUGUUAGAGGUGGUGGGAGGUUAAAUUUGAAGGAUAUUCUGAAAAGCUGAAGGCAGUACAUUCAAAUUAAAACAACUCAUGAUCAUUGUGACAGUAAUAAAGUGUAAAGUCUGGAGGUGGUGACUGUGUCCUUCAGACUCCCAGCCGGGACCUGGCUCCUGCUGCGGGAUCUGGCUGGUGGUGUUUGCUGAGGUGUCUGGAGGCCUCUCUGAGGGGCCCACGCGAGGCCCAGCCUGCUCCGUGGGCACCGGUCAGAGCCGAGGAAAGCUGAGUUUGGUUCAUCUUUCCUCCAGCUUUAAUUCAUAAGCUCACAGCUGUGGAUGAAAGCAGUGACUGUGACUUACUGCAUUUACAGCUGUUGAAUAGAGUCAUUGAUUUUAUUGAUUGUUGUUGUUUAACUCAUGCAUGCAUCAAAUAAAGUAUUUAAUCUGUAA